Sturnus vulgaris (Common starling) is the source of this 6483-nucleotide messenger RNA. The record is from RefSeq and is a predicted model, not a curated record. NCBI's taxonomy places the organism in Eukaryota, Metazoa, Chordata, Aves, Passeriformes, Sturnidae.
AGCAUUUCCAUCUUCCCCACUGGAACACCAGUACUGUGUUUGCAGGUACCUUGGGGCUGGCUCUGCCUGGCUGGCUGUGCUCUCUCCUCAUGUGGUGUCCUUCCAGCUGCUGAGAUAAGAGGCAGGAACGUGAAGCCUCGCCCUUGCUCACUCAUUAGUCUGAGCCCUGGUACUGAGUCUGCUUAGCAUCAAGUGACUUGUUUUUCUUGUGUCUGAGACUGUGCUUACCUUCAUAAAUCAGAAAAACAUCAUAAUCCUGAAUUACUUGACACUUAAAUUUUGCUUGGUUUCUUAACACAGCUGGACAUAUUAAAUGCCUGAAAGCGGUUGGGAGGAAUAUUUCCAAAAUACACAUUUUCAAAGGCUGGGGGUGCAGUUCUCUGAAAUGUUAGUUUCAGUCUGAGAUCUUGUGUUUAGGAGUAUGAAAUCUCUUCUGCCUUUCCAAAAUACGGGACUGGUUCUUACCAAAAGCAUGGAGAGGGAUGGGCUGUUAAAAUCUACUGAGACUAAAGAAGGAUUCCUUGGUAUUUUGUUCCACUGUUGUUUCUUUUUUUAACUCACUGGCCAUAACAAGGUGAGGAAACGCUGACCUGCUUGCUCAGGAGGAGGCAGAUAAGUUUUAGCUUUAAAUGCCUGCACUCCAGAGUUAAAACGGAGCAGGUACCUUCUGGAGCCUUUGAAAAGAGAAUGAAGGUUGCUUACAUCAUGUCCAGAUAUUCCAACCUGUAGAUAACCAAAGAGAAGCAUGAAUGUAAAGAUUGGGGUCUUACAAAGGGAAGGAGUGAGAGAAACUCCUCCCUGCAAUGUGGGCAGAAAUGGGUUUCAGGGCAUUUUGCAAAUUCUGUGUUUUAAUGUGUUUUGAGGAGAUGUCGAGAGGCAUCUCAAAAAGCUUUUUUAGUUCAUAGCUGUAUAUUUGGGGAACAGUGUUUGAUUUUUCUUGUCAAGCCUUGUUUAUUUCUUCUUUUCUGUCUUUGAGGAAGCUGAGUUUUACUUUGUAUGCUAUAAACGAUGCAAAAAGCACCCAGAAGACUGUAGAUUGAUCCUCUGCCUUUGUUAUAAAUCUAUGUAUAUAGACUAAAUAAAUAGCUUCUUUCUGGGCUUAAAAUCUUUACAGUGCAGCAGACAACAAAAAUUUGUGUCUUGGAGUAGCUCCGAGAAUUCUUUAAUGCUGAAAUAUCUCCUCUGCUUGCGAACCUGGGGCUCUCCCUCCUCUAGAUAAGCAGUUUCUGUUUAAACUGGUUUUUUUAUGACUAUCCUUUUGGGCAAACAUUGCCACAACUGAUGGAGACUCUAGGACUGCAUGGCAGGGAAAUAAGAAGUUCGAAGAUAAACCGUGAGAGCUGGUGCCCGCUGGAGCCAUGUCCCGACCCCUCCCUGCUGGAGCGCAAGCGCACACGGGAGUCUCCAGAAUGUGAGAACUUCUUGGAAGAUGGGCUGAGCAGUGUCUGUGCCUCAUCACAGGGUGGUCUUAAAAGAGAAUCUGGGAGUGAGUCUGACCUCUUCCCCCUGCCUGGUGAUGGGAUGGAAGACCUUGUCUUUGGGAAGCAGCCUGAGGAGGAGCAGUCUGCGUGCGAUGUCACCAGCUCCAGCUCCUCUGCGGAUGACACUAUGUCCCUGGAGAGGAACUCAUCGCUGGGCAGCGACACGUCCCUGCCCUUCCCACCCACGGGGAGCUUCGCCCAGCCCAAGGACAGGCACAGCCUGGAUGGCAGCUGCACCAACAUGGUGUCCUCAGAGGGGGGAGAGAAGGAAGAGGAGCUGGACAGCAUCACGGACGUGCCCGCUCCCUCCUCCGUGCUGCGCGGCUCCAUGCGGCCGCUCUCCCCCUUCCGUCGGCACAGCUGGGGGCCGGGCAAGAACGCCACCAACGAGGCAGAAAUCAAUCAGAGGAGUUCAAUGCGAAUUCUGGGGGAUGGUAUAAAGAAGCCUCCCAUUCAUAGGAGAAGUUUGAGCUGGUGUCCCUCAGGCGUACAGUACAUUGCCAUGGGUCCUGACUUUACUUGUAGAAGUUACAGCCUCGAAGGCCUGACUGGAGACUCUGGUGAGAACAAGAAGCCCUCUGCAAACCUGGAGGCUUCUUCUCUGAGCUCCAAGGACCUCAGGAGGAGUCCACUUGCCAGCAAUCAGUCCCUGGUCCUGCUCACUGAGGAGAUGGAGCAAGGAGAAAUCAGAGACUACAACCACCAGGUGCAUCAGACAUCACAGCCACAAGGAUUCAACUUCUGUUCUUCUGCUGUUUCGUCUCCACUGACCAAAUCCAUGUCUCUAAUGUCAAUUAGCAAACCAGUGCUCGACAGCACGCAGUCGUUCGGCGGCUCCAUGGGCUCCUCGGUGCAGAGCAUAUCUGAAGAGAGCAGCAGUGUCCCUGCUGGUAAAGGUGUAACAAAAGUCAGCCGCACCUUCAGCUACCUCAGGAAUAAAAUGUCCAGCAGCAAGAAGAGCAAAGAAAAAGAGAAAGAUAAAGAGAAGACUAAAGAGAAGGACAAAGAUUCCAAGGAGAAGGAAAAAGAUAAGAAGCUGUUAAAUGGACAUCUCUUCACUGCAACCUCCGUUGUAGCCCAAGCAACCUGCUACCACUGUAUGAAGCCUUUCAAUAAGGAUUCGUACUACUGUGCAAACUGUAAUGCAAUUGUUCAUAAAGGCUGUAAGGAGAGUUUUGCUUCUUGUGCAAAGGUCAAAAUGAAGCCACAGAGAGGGAUGCUGCAGGCACAUGAUACCUCUUCAUUACCCACAGUAACCAUGAGAAACAAAAGCUCGCAGCCCAAGGAGCGCCCGCGCUCCGCAAUCCUCACUCCCGACGAAAGCACCGUCACCUCCACCUUCAGCAGCAGGAGAUCACAGCAGCCCACUGCACUCUCCAAAAGUGUCUCCAUACAGAACAUUGCAGGAGUUGGGAAUGAUGACAGCUUAAUACACACUUGGAAAUUCCUGUCGCAGUCAACAGACUCUUUACAUAAAAUCAGCCGGGUUAAUGAAUCCAUGGAGUCACUGGUUGAUGAAGGUGCAGACAUGAAUGAAGGACAGCUCAUGGGAGACCUGGAAUUAGAUUCCAAGCAGCUGGAGGCAGAGUCCUGGAGCCAAGUAGUGGACAGCAAGUUCCUACAGCAGCAAUACAAAGAUGUUGUCAAACGACAAGAUGUGAUUUACGAGCUAAUGCAGACAGAAAUGCACCACGUUCGCACCCUGAAGAUCAUGAAUGAUGUGUACAGUGCAGCCAUGUUAAAGGAGCUGCAGUAUGACCAGCAAGUCGUGGACAAGAUCUUUCCCUGCCUGGAAAACUUGCUGCACAUCCACAGUCAGUUUUUCCAGCGGAUUCUGGAAAGGAAGAAGGAGUCACUGGCAGACAAAAGUGAAAAGAACUUUGUUAUCAGGAGGAUAGGUGACAUCCUAGUGAAUCAAUUCUCCGGGGAGAAUGCUGAGCGAAUGAAGAAAACGUACGGCAAAUUCUGCGGGCAUCACAACGAGGCCGUCAAUUACUUCAAAGAUCUCUACUCAAAGGACAAACGCUUUCAGGCAUUUGUCAAGAAAAAAAUGAGCAGCUCCCUGGUGAGGCGUCUUGGGAUUCCUGAAUGUAUUUUGUUGGUAACACAGAGAAUCACAAAGUACCCGGUCCUUUUACAAAGGAUACUGCAGUACACCAAAGAAAAUGAAGUGGAACAUGAAGACUUGACUCAGUCAUUAAACCUCGUUAAAGAUGUGAUUGCUGCAGUCAAUAGCAAAGUCAGUAAUUAUGAAAAGAAAAUGCGUCUUGGGGAGAUUUACAACCGGACAGACAGCAAGUCCAUCAUGAGGAUGAAGAGUGGCCAGAUGUUUGCAAGAGAGGACUUGAGGCAUCGGAAGCUCAUCCGAGAUGGGCCUGUUUCACUAAAAAACUCAGCUGGCCGGUUAAAAGAAGUCCAGGCUGUUCUGCUCUCUGACAUGCUCGUGUUCCUUCAGGAGAAGGACCAGAAGUAUGUCUUUGCCUCACUGGACCAGAAAUCCACUGUGAUCUCUCUGAAGAAGUUGAUUGUACGGGAAGUGGCUCAUGAAGAGAAGGCUUUGUUCCUGAUCAGCAUGGGUGGACAGGUUCCUGAAAUGGUGGAAGUCCAUGCCAGCUCCAAAGAAGAGCGCAACGGCUGGAUACAGAUCAUCCAGGAUACCAUGCACACCAUGGAUAGAGAUGAAGAUGAAGGAGUCCCUUGUGAGUCUGAGUUUGAAAAGAAAUUGUCUGAUGCGAAAUUGAGAGGACUGAAAGAACAACUUCAGCAGAAGGAUAAACAGAUCCUGCUCUUGCUGGAGGAGAAGACAAAGAUCUUCCAGGACAUGGCAGACAGUUCUGUGCAGGAGGAGGUGCCAGACUCCAGGCUGCUCUUCAGAGCCAGCACAGAAGAGGCUCCAAAAGGAGAGGCAAUCAUGAAAACUGCAAUAAAUGAAGUUGAACUGCUGCAAGACCUGGUGAACAGGAGCCUGGGCACUGCCCUCGGACAGCAGGUCAGCAGCACUGCCAUGGAUCAGGAGGGAGGAGUUGGCCCCAUCUCACUCCCUAGAAGGGCAGAAACUUUUGGAGGAUUUGACAGUCAUCAAAUGAAUGCCUCCAAGGCAAAGCAGAAGGGAGGAGUUUCCUCCUGCAGAGAGGUGGAAGGUCCCAGGACGUGGCGCAGGAGAGCAGGUGGAGCAAAAGAUGAAGGCGAUGAUGCUCAGGACCUUCGGAGGACAGAGUCAGACAGCAUUUUAAAGAAGGGUGGAAAUGCUAAUUUGAUGUUCAUGCUGAAAAGGAAUAACGAGCAGGUCCUCCAAACCAUUACCAGCCUCCAUAAGCUGCUCAGUGCUUUGCAGGGCGUGGUGCUGCAGCAGGACACCUACAUCGAGGACCAGAAGCUGGCUCUGAACGAGAGGGUUCUGAGCCGAAGCGCCUUGCGGCCCCCCUCGCUGCUGGAGCAGGAGAAGCAGCGCAGCCUGGAGAAGCAGCGCCAGGAGCUGGCCAACCUGAAGAAGUUGCAGACCCAGCACGAGGAGGAGAAGCGGAGGAGGGAGAAGGAGUGGGAGGUGCGGGAGAAGGACCUGGCAGAGCACGAGGCCGAGCUGGCCCAGCGCGAGGAGCAGGUGCAGAGGCUGCGGCAGGAGCUGGAGCGGGAGCGCGAGGAGCUGCAGGUGAAGAAGGCGGCCUACCAGCUCGACCUGGAGAGGCUCCGCACGGCGCAGAAGCAGCUGGAGAGGGAGAAGGUGCAGCUGAAGCAGGACGUGGAGCGAUUCGCUCAAAUGCGGCAGGAGCCUGACCACAACCAGGUUUCAAAUCUACAUGAGAAACUUGCAAGAGUCUCCUCCCAGUCCAGCAUUGAUGAAUCCUCCAUGCAGAAGAACCCUUCCCUUCCUAAACAAGGGCACUUUGAUGCAGAACUGUCUGUCUCCCCCAAAAGGAACAGUCUUUCAAGGACACACAAAGAGAAAAGCACUUUCCAUUUGCUUAGCACAACAAACCAGACUAACAAGGCAGCUGAGGAACAGACCCAGAUGCCUACUCGCCUCUUCAGUUUAGCCAAACCAAAGGAGAAGAAGGAAAAGAAGAAAAAGGGCAGGGGACAUCGCUCCCAACAGUCUGAUUCUCACUCAUCAGAAGCACCUCCAGAGGGUGAGGAGAUCUUCUGCUGAGCACAGACUGUUCCAGUGGUCACUCGUGGCAUUGGCACCGUGGACAUCUCCCUGCCUGUGACACAGCCCGUGGCUAGUGCCUGCGCUGGACAAGCAUCUGGAGGUUUUAAAUAAAACAUGUUCUGAACUCUGCUAAGUGGUGGAUAAGGGCCUCUCCUGUGGUUUUAGGUGAAUUCUCCCUGCAGAGGCUGUGCCCGCAUGGCACACAGGACCUUCUCCCUGUGCAAACCUGGGGUCAAACGGGUUGGGGUAGAUGUCUGUCUCUUCUUACUGCUAAAGGAUGAGAGAACAUAGCCUUAAGAGGUCUGUGCCUUCAGAUUCCCCUUUUCUGGGGAAAAGAACCAAAACCAAGCAUUUAGCAAAAGAUUAGGACUCUACAAAUGGUGCGUACACACUGGCAUAUAUAGAUAUACUGUAUAUAUACAUAUAUGUAUCUAUGUAUCCACUGGGAUAUGCUUACAGUCCCUACAGCCAAGGUCCACCCGUGGGGAUAGAUGAUACCUGACCACUUUCAGGGAGUGUGUAGAUAUUAAAUAUCUUGCCCUUACUGCUCUGGCUGUAACACAGUGACCUGCACACCCCUUUUGUGUUCAUGAGAUAGGGGCUGUUUGGUUUCAGAAGGGUACCUUACACCAGGAAACAUUCAGAAGCAACAACUCAGAGGAUAAAAAAUUUAAAAUCAUUCUGAGCGAUUUCUGUGGGGCAGAGGAAUCAAAUGUCAAACUGUUUCCAGAGUGAAGGAGAACAUUAUUGGGUGUAUUUAAAAUGGCACAGAAAAGAGAAUUUUGGUGGGCUGGUAAGGCAAUCCCAGGGAGCCAGAAGAGACUGUUCAAAUGGAAACAACAGUAAGCAACA